AUCACCAAAUGUGGGAAAAGAAUCGUCCAUUUCCCAUCUUUCAGGAAAUGACAUGGGAAGUGAUUUCCUCUUAAAUCCGUUAUGUGAACCAAACAGGUGGUAUCCGUGCAUUUAUCCACAUUUUGUAAAAUCUAAGCCACUUAAAUAAUCUAACAACUUUAGCGUAUUAAUCAAUAUUUAAGUUAAGUGUUUCUUUUUCCAAACUGAUGUUAACGUAGUUAACAUGCUUGGAAUUUUUUUUUUCUUUAUCUGAUGAAAAGAUAUCAUCAUUUGCAGAGUACUGAGUACUCUUCACAAACACCACUGCUUCCACUGUUUUCUUCACUGCUUGUUCCUCCAGCAUCUUCGUCCAUUCUUGAAGAUGCUUCACGUACUUCACAAAUCAAUCUGCACACCUUUGAACUUCAAAAAUUCACAAACAUCUUAAACACCAAGAAACACUAAAAUUCACAACACAAUCAGAGAAAGCAAAAGAGCAAGCUUUUCUCAACUAAGAAUAUUUAUGCCAAGGCAAUAAGACAUUUUAUUUUCUCUGUUGGAGAUAAAAAGCUUCUUCGGACAACAAUGCUAAACUAUCAAUAUUAAUAUCGUGCCACUGUCAUAUACAUCUAAACAUCAAUCAACCAUCUCUCUUCCAAAUUAAGCUUCUAUUUUCUUUUCUUGAAGCUUAACUCAAGUAAUGAAUUUUUGUGGCCUGUUAUACUAACUAUAUAUAGAUAUGCAUGUUAAAACUAGAAUCACCAUCAAUAACCACAGAUCAUUCAGUCCAAACCCCACUCCCAAAAAAAAGAAUAGCCACAUAUCUUCACACUUUGAAAUUAAAUGGCCCAAAAAGAUGAAAACGUGAGGCAAGUUACCAAAAGAGGAGGUGGACAAGGAAGCAGAGGAGACCAAGACCAACCUGCAGAAAUUGAGCAAACUUCAAAGGUGAGUACUACAAUCCAUGUGGAGACAAUUCCCAGGGAGGAGAGACUCGAAAAAUUCAGGGAAGCAGAAGCAGCACCAAUUCAGGCUGAAAAGGUGAAACCAAAGAUCCAAAGGGUUCCAUUCAUGCUCCGACAAGACACAAAAUUCGAAAAGUACUACGAGCCAAGGGUAGCAGCAGUCGGUCCUUUCCACCAUGCUCGUAAGCCAACAUACAAGCAUGCAGAGAAAAUCAAGCUUAAAUUAGCUGCCAACUUUGUCAAAGACAGCAAGCAGAAUGAUGCAGAUCUGCUCAAGAAGGUUGAGGACAAUAUCAACUUUGUAGACUGAAAUAUGUAGUUUUCAUUUUUUAAUGCAAUGUUUUCAAUCCGGGGUACUCUUUUUCCUUCGUUUGGGGUUUUGUCCCAUUGGGUUUUCCCCAAAUAAGG
Messenger RNA from Prunus avium (sweet cherry), 1352 nucleotides. The record is from RefSeq and is a predicted model, not a curated record. NCBI's taxonomy places the organism in Eukaryota, Viridiplantae, Streptophyta, Magnoliopsida, Rosales, Rosaceae.